UUCGUAGAAAUAUACCUAAAUUUCUUUUAUAAAUGAAGGCACAACAUCUUCAUUAUUCCUGCAUCUCUUUUCCAGAAACAUGACUUUAAUAUUGCGUUUUUCUACUUCCUUAAUCCACCAUUUAAAUGACACCAACAGCCUCAAAAGCCCAUAUCAAUUCUCAGGCACCAUUUGCUGCGCACAGAUCAAACCAUCAUGCCAUCUCAGAACAAAGACUUCAAUGCCAGAACGGCUCUCUUAUGAGAGAACCUUGACCAUGGAAGGGAGAACUGAAAAAUGGGAGAAGCUCCACAGCUUAUCAGGUGCUCAUAGUAGCAACGACUCUAGGGUGCCCAUAUUUGUCAUGCUGCCACUUGACACAGUAACACUCAGCGGGCAUUUGAAUAGGCCUCAGGCAAUGAAUGCUAGCUUGAUGGCCCUGAAGAGUGCAGGAGUUGAAGGAGUUAUGGUAGAUGCCUGGUGGGGUUUGGUGGAGAAAGAUGGACCUCUAAAGUAUAACUGGGAAGGGUAUGCUGAGCUUGUGAGGAUGGUGCAAAAACAUGGAUUGAAGCUCCAAGUCGUCAUGUCCUUUCAUCAAUGCGGAGGAAAUGUAGGAGACUCUUGUAGCAUUCCCCUUCCUCCAUGGGUACUCGAAGAGAUCAGCAUGAAUCCUGACCUCGUCUACACAGACAGAUCAGGCCGGAGGAAUCCUGAGUAUAUAUCCUUGGGUUGUGACGCAUUACCAGUACUAAGAGGAAGAACACCAAUCCAGGUGUACAGUGAUUACAUGAAGAGCUUCCGUAAGAGAUUCAGAGAUUAUUUAGGACAAGUUAUCGAGGAAAUUCAAGUGGGGACAGGUCCUUGUGGAGAGUUGAGAUACCCAGCGUAUCAAGAAACCUAUGGUACAUGGAAGUUUCCCGGAAUAGGAGAGUUUCAAUGCUAUGACAAGUACAUGAGAGCUUCACUGGAAGCAUCAGCAGAGGCAAAGGGAAAGAAAGACUGGGGAAGAAGUGGACCCCAUGAUUCAGGCCAAUACAAACAAUUCCCAGAGGAGACUGGAUUUUUCCAGAGAGAUGGAACAUGGAAAACUGAGUAUGGACAGUUCUUCCUAGAAUGGUACUCCAGGAAGCUCCUAGAGCAUGGUGAUCUAAUCCUAGCUGCGGCUAAAGGAUUAUUUCAGGGAACAGGAGCAAAACUCUCCGGGAAAGUAGCAGGUAUUCACUGGCAUUACAGAACAAGAUCGCAUGCAGCAGAAUUGACUGCUGGAUACUAUAAUACAAGAUACAGAGAUGGUUACCUACAAAUUGCACAGAUGUUUAGUAAACAUAGAAUCAUAUUCAACUUCACCUGCAUGGAAAUGAGAGAUGGAGAGCAGCCUGAGUAUGCAAAUUGCUCACCAGAAGAACUAGUUCAGCAAGUAAAGAAGGCAACAAAGACUGCUGGAGUAGAACUUGCUGGGGAAAACGCACUGGAGAGGUAUGAUACAGGUGCUUUUAAACAAGUUUUGGCCACAAGUAGGUCAGAUUCUGGCAAUAGAUUGAGUGCAUUUACAUAUCUAAGAAUGAAUAAAAAGCUGUUUGACGCAAACAACUGGCGGCACUUAGUGGAAUUUGUUAGAAGCAUGUCAGAAGGUGGUAACAACCAAAGGCUGGCAGAGGACGAUACACGCAGAACUAACCUGUAUAUUGGCUUUAUCAAAGACAACAAGAUGAAGAUCAGCAAGGAAGCUUCUCUGGUGUAGAGUAGCAAAUGCAUGUACAUGAAAACAGUGCAUUUUUAGUGUAUUAUAGACGAGUGAUAUAGAAGUAAAUAAGGCUCUUUACUUGUUGCCACUGAAGUUGGAGUUAAUUACAGGUUUUACCAGCGAGUAGAAAUAAUUUUAGCUGGCCUUGAAGUGCUUGGAUUUUGUUGGCCUGGGUUGGAGCAGCUUUGGAGCAACGUUGUUCGAAAUCGAUGAAAUUUGACCGUUUGAAGCUAAACGACGUUCUGAACAGAACUUGGCACAGUUGGACCAAGGCCCCACCAUAGUUUUGUCAAAUUCUAUCAUUUCGGACCUCAAAUGGGCAUUUUUAUGUUUUUAGGGAUAAUUUUGCAUUUUACGUUUUAGCUCCUAUUAGGGUUGUAUCAUCUUUUCAUUCUAUCAAUAUAUAAGGAAACCCUAGAGAGUUUCUCUCAAGUUUCGGGUGGAU
Molecule: messenger RNA, 2168 nt
Organism: Tripterygium wilfordii
Lineage: Eukaryota; Viridiplantae; Streptophyta; Magnoliopsida; Celastrales; Celastraceae
Product: beta-amylase 3, chloroplastic-like
Exons: 4
Coding region: 80-1720 (546 amino acids)
Biological process (GO): polysaccharide catabolic process
Molecular function (GO): beta-amylase activity
Source: RefSeq, a predicted model, not a curated record